AUGGCUUGGUAUGCGUUGCUGAUGAUAUACGGGUCUUUCCGGAUUGAAGUUUAUAUUUGUGGAACCCCACUAUUAGGAAAAUUGUUGUACUUCCAAGACCUCGCAUCACCUUCCGUUCACACGGCAAGUUUGAUCGUGUUCUUGGAUUCGGAUUCGAUUCCACAAGGAAUGACUAUAAGGUUGUUAGAAUUGUUUAUAUUUCUGGUGGCACUGAGGUUUGACAUUUUUUCUCUUAAAGAGGGUGUUUGGAGAAACAUUAGUGUACCUAGUCUGGUACCUCGUAUCGGUUUUGAUCCAUUUCAUGCCUAUCUCAAUGGGGCUAUCCAUUGGGUUUCUGGAGGCGACGAUCAUCGCCUGUACAUUGUGUUAUUCAAUUUGGGUACUGAAGUAUUUUCAGAGAUGGAGCUACCAACGAGUCUACCACAUAGUUUGUCUUGUGCGGUGUUUCAAGACUCACUUUGUGCGUUCCACAUUGAUUCUUAUGAAUGCAAAGUGUCAGUCUGGGUGAUGAAAGAAUAUGGUGUUGUGGAGUCAUGGACCAAUUUGUUUAAUAUUGAUUAUAGUAGAGGAUUUGAUUUGAGAGAAGUGGGGCCAUUGUCCAAUUGGUUUAAUCUUGAUUCUAGUAUACCGUCUGGACACAAUGUUCGGGUUAUAGGGUUGAGGAGGAAUGGUGAAGUUGUUUUGGUAAAAGAUGGGUGGAUGAUUUCAGUUGACAUAAAGGCUCGAACAUUCGAGUAUCUAGGAUUCCGUGGAUAUGAUGCAGCACUUUCUGUCAAUACUUACACAGAGAGCUUAGUCUUGAUUGACAAAGCAAAUGGAUUGCAAGAAGGAUGA
Cornus florida is the source of this 834-nucleotide messenger RNA. RefSeq names its product F-box protein At3g07870-like. The transcript has a single exon. The record is from RefSeq and is a predicted model, not a curated record. NCBI's taxonomy places the organism in Eukaryota, Viridiplantae, Streptophyta, Magnoliopsida, Cornales, Cornaceae. Bases 1 to 834 code for a protein of 277 amino acids.